AUGGCCCGCACGGGCCUCGCGGACGCAACGGCGCCGGAAGCCGACGCAAUGCCGGCCGCCAGCAAGGACGCGGCCGACGUCCGCAUGAUCUCCACCAAGGAGCUGCAGGCGCACGCCGCCGCGGACGACCUCUGGAUCUCCAUCUCCGGGGACGUCUACGACGUCACGCCCUGGCUGCGCCACCACCCGGGCGGCGAGGUCCCGCUCAUCACCCUCGCCGGCCAGGACGCCACCGACGCCUUCAUGGCCUACCACCCGCCCUCCGUGCGCCCGCUCCUCCGCCGCUUCUUCGUCGGCCGCCUCUCCGACUACACCGUCCCCCCCGCCUCCGCCGACUUCCGCCGCCUCCUCGCGCAGCUCUCCUCCGCGGGCCUCUUCGAGCGCGUCGGCCACACCCCCAAGUUCCUGCUCGUCGCAAUGUCGGUGCUCUUCUGCAUCGCCCUCUACUGCGUCCUCGCCUGCUCCAGCACCGGGGCCCACAUGUUCGCCGGCGGCCUCAUUGGCUUCAUCUGGAUCCAGUCGGGCUGGAUUGGCCAUGACUCCGGCCACCACCAGAUCACCAAGCACCCUGCGCUCAACCGCCUCCUGCAGGUGGUAUCUGGGAACUGCCUCACCGGCCUCGGCAUCGCCUGGUGGAAGUUCAACCACAACACACACCACAUCUCCUGCAACAGCCUCGACCAUGACCCUGACCUCCAGCACUUGCCGCUCUUCGCGGUUUCCACCAAGCUCUUCAACAACCUUUGGUCAGUCUGCUACGAGCGCACCUUGGCGUUUGAUGCCAUAUCCAAGUUCUUCGUCAGCUACCAGCACUGGACAUUCUACCCGGUGAUGGGAUUUGCAAGGAUAAAUCUUCUAGUGCAGUCAAUCGUGUUCCUGAUCACGCAAAAGAAGGUGCGGCAGCGUUGGCUGGAGAUCGCCGGAGUUGCCGCGUUCUGGGUUUGGUACCCCUUGUUGGUCUCUUGCCUGCCGAAUUGGUGGGAGAGGGUUGCUUUUGUGCUUGCAAGCUUUGUGAUCACGGGGAUUCAGCAUGUGCAGUUCUGCCUGAACCACUUCUCAUCCGCCGUGUAUGUUGGGCCACCAAAGGGGAACGACUGGUUUGAGAGGCAAACCGCGGGCACACUUGAUAUCAAGUGCUCCCCGUGGAUGGAUUGGUUCCAUGGUGGUCUUCAGUUCCAGGUUGAACACCAUUUGUUUCCUCGCCUGCCUCGGUGCCACUACAGGAUGGUCGCGCCGAUUGUGCGCGACCUUUGCAAGAAGCAUGGGCUGUCUUAUGGUGCUGCCACAUUCUGGGAGGCCAAUGUAAUGACAUGGAAGACGCUAAGGGCUGCAGCAUUGCAGGCCAGGGAAGCCACCACUGGAGCUGUUCCGAAGAAUCUGGUCUGGGAAGCUUUGAACACUCAUGGAUGA
Triticum turgidum subsp. durum (durum wheat) is the source of this 1410-nucleotide messenger RNA. The record is from the annotation of a GenBank genome assembly. Lineage: Eukaryota; Viridiplantae; Streptophyta; Magnoliopsida; Poales; Poaceae.